AUUUGACGCUCACAGAAAGAGCUGUGCCUUCUCUCGCUUCUUGUCUCUGACACCCUCAAAUCUCCCCUCCAAUCUUUUUCAAACCGAAGCCAUGGACUCGGCAUCCUCCACCGUGGCCGCCUCCUUCACCUCGACGUCGCACGCCUCCCUCGAGGCGGAGUCCAAGUUCCUCACGCGCACUCGCUUCCUCCGCCUCGUCCACCUGGGGCUGGCGAUCCUCAUCUUCUGCGUGGCGAUCCCCACCAUCGCCUGCGAGGCCGUGGCCCUGCACCACUACCGCCAGACCUCGCGCUACAGCCAAGUCUGGCUCUACCUGUGGCCGCUGAACCUCGACCUGCGCCCGGCCAAGGCCCUGCUCGCCUGUGGCAGUGUGAUUGCGUUCCAGACCCUCAUCUACAUCAUCGCUGCCCUUCUUCCAUCGCCCCACUCCCACAUCCGCCGACUAAACCUCCUCGCCGCAGUCACGGCCCUCUCGGGCUUCAUCACGGCUCUCGUGGGGUUCGUGUUCGUGAUCUACCGCCCCGGCGCGAGUGGCCACAACGGGUUCCACGAUACCGAGACCCUCCAUUCUUGGACUUGCAAGUGGAUGGCGUCUUCUGCCAGUAGUAGUAGUAGCAGUAACGUCCCUGCGCAUUUCACCAGGGACUGCGCGGUGACGCAUGCCUCGUUUGUGUUGCUGGGGGUGUUGAUCGGGCUGGAGAUCGUGAUGGGCGUCGUCGCGACGGCGGGACUGUGGCUGGAGCGGAAUGUGUCGCGGCAGCGGGUGACGGAGAAGCCUUCGUUGGAGAUGGUGGGGAUGGUGGAUACCAAGGUUGAUCGGUAUCCGGGGACUUGAGCGGGGUGGGUGUUCGGGUCUUCCUGGAUGUUAGUAAUUGAGCGACGAUUGAUGUUGAUGAUGGAUGAUGAAUGGGGUUACCUCAAGUACGGGUUUUAUAGGGGUGAAUGUAUAGCUUCAUGGUUUUGGGGCCGGGUGGGAUAUAGUAAAUGCUCGUUGGAUGUAGGUAUGUAU
This is a messenger RNA of Aspergillus fijiensis CBS 313.89, 1009 nucleotides long. RefSeq lists its product as uncharacterized. Lineage: Eukaryota; Fungi; Ascomycota; Eurotiomycetes; Eurotiales; Aspergillaceae. The record is from RefSeq and is a predicted model, not a curated record. Bases 92 to 835 code for a protein of 247 amino acids. The transcript is spliced from 2 exons.